Molecule: messenger RNA, 756 nt
Organism: Melampsora larici-populina 98AG31
Lineage: Eukaryota; Fungi; Basidiomycota; Pucciniomycetes; Pucciniales; Melampsoraceae
Exons: 1
Coding region: 1-756 (251 amino acids)
Molecular function (GO): protein binding
Source: RefSeq, a predicted model, not a curated record
AUGUCUUUGCCACUAGCAACUCUUGAAGAAACUUCUUCAAGUUUGACUCGAACUGAAAUUGCAAGCUCAACUUCAAUUCCAUCAUCUCGCAAAAUGCAACGAACCUCACUUAAACAAACCCAAAUCCAACACAAUAAAACAGAAUCAGAAUCAGAACUGAACGCAUGGCUAGCAUUAAACCCAUCAAAACCUUUUCCAAUCCUCAACUUACCUAUCACCAUCAUACUCCAAAUCUUCACAAGUUUAGAUAUACCAGAUUUAGAUUCACUUAAAUCAACAGGUCAUCAACUUUUAAUGAGUUUAGCAAAUGAUUCAGUUUUACAUCAACAUCGAUUAAGAUCAGUUGGAACCACAUGUUUAGAACCUUAUUUACUAAACCGACCUAACCGAUUAGAUUUAGCAAAAAGUAAAAUACUAAAAGGAUUGAAUUUAGAAUUCAAAAUCAAUUCUGGAUCUUAUUUACAUUCACCUACAUCCAUCAAAACGUAUGAAACAUCCGAAAAAAUUAAUCGAUUGAUCAUCAAAAACAAAUUAACUAAAGCUUUAGAAAGUAGACCGAUCUUUUAUCAAUUAACUUCUUUUAAUUUGAUUGAUGAAGAGUUGAAAAAUGAACAUGUUUCGGCUAGUUUGGCUCCGAUGAUUAGGUCACUCAAACGGGAGAGAGUUAAAGAUCAGUUGGCUCAACAAAUGAGGUAUAAUAAGCUUUUGAAUGGAAUUCCAAUCCACCCUUCAAAAUGUUGGGAAGGAUCGAAUUGA